GAGAGAGAGAGAGAGAGAGAAUCGGUCGGAAAUCACUCUCACAUAGGCUAGCCACCGUGUACACGCGCAAGUAAGCUGCGGCGAGAGCGCAAGCGUUCUCGGUAACUGUCACGAAACACUGAGGGGUGAACUGAUGAUGAGAGCACGCGCACUGGACAUUACCGGACACAGCCUUGGAAGAUUUUCUAAUUUUUUGACUUUCACCUACUGAUUGAUAGAAGCCAAUAAGUUUUGGAGGAUGCUGUCUGUGUAAGCCGUGUGGAAUUGGAGCUUUCGAGAUGUUGUGAUUCCGGUCCGGAGUAGCGUUGGUUCGGGGUUUCCUGUCGUGCGCAAAGAGAGGACACUUCUCUCAGAUGCGCGUAACUACCAUCAGCCAAGUUACGCGCUCUCGUUUUCUGACCCGAGAGACUUUUCGAUAACAUUUAAGCGGACGCUUAAUGUAAAAAGAGGAAUUUUAAGACAGCUGACAGAGGGAAAGGGUGCUGUUUUAAAUCGACAGGAUUGCGGUGGUGCUGAAUUUUGGAUACCAAAAGCGCUUGAUUUGUGGACAGGGGACGCGGCGGACGCUCCGGCUCCAUCACUCAAGACUUGUACUAGGAGUAUUAAUCCUUCAAGCAACAGACUGAUGAUGUGCCAGGGUGCGAUGUGGUCACAGUGGAGUGCCAUGCUGCUGUGGAUUGUGUUUCUCCUCUGUUGCUCUACUAAUCUAGUCAAUGCCAUCAUCUACCAUGUGAUCGAGGAGCAGCCACCCAACACGCUAAUUGGCAGCCUGGCAUCUGACCAAGGCCUGCCAGACACUGGGCACCUUUACAAGCUUGAGGUGGGUGCUCCUUACCUCCGCGUGGAUGGCAAAACGGGAGAUAUCUACACCACGGAGACCCCGAUCGAUCGGGAGACUCUUAAGGACUGCCGCAACCUUUUCGAAGGGGAUCCUUGUUUCCUGGAAUUUGAAGUAUCUAUUACAGACCUGAUGAAAGGCACAGGGCCUCGGCUAAUCGAAGGCCGCAUCGAGAUCAUAGACGAGAACGACAACACUCCGCAGUUCGCCUCACCCGUGUUGUCAUUGUCGAUCCCGGAGAACACACACGUGGGUGCGCUUUUCUCAAUUCCAGUGGCCAGCGACAAGGAUUCUGGAAGCAACGGCAUCGCUGAUUAUGCGCUAACCACCGGCCCUGAAGCCGCAAACCUUUUUAGCCUUCAGGUGGCACAAGACUCGGAUGAGAAAUUGCCACAGCUGAUCGUAUUGGGUAAUCUAGACAGAGAGCAACGAGAUUCAUAUGACCUCAACAUAAAGGUGGUCGAUGGUGGAUCUCCACCACGCCAGAGCAGUGCCUUGCUCAGGAUCACCAUUACAGAUGCCAAUGACAAUGUGCCCAAAUUUGAGAGAUCGCACUAUGAGGGUGAGCUGCCCGAAAACAGUCCACCGGGUCAUUCUGUUUUACAAGUGAAGGCCAAUGACUCUGACAUGGGCCCCAAUGGAGAGGUGACCUACACCAUUCACCAGGCAUCACCUACAGUCCAAAGGCUUUUUAGCAUUGACCAUAACACAGGAAUCAUUUUCGUCAAAGGAAAGGUGGAUCGUGAAGAAUUCAGCAUACACAAGUUUUACGUCCAAGCUAAAGACAACGGUCCCCAAUCCAAGACCUCAAAGGCUCUUGUGACCAUCACAGUGAAAGACCAGAACGACAACAGACCUUCAAUCAAGAUCCGGGGCAUUGGCCUGGUGACGCAUGAAGAUGGCAUCGCUAACAUAUCAGAAGACAUGCCAGUUGGUACAGCUGUAGCUCUGGUGGAGGUGUCUGAUGGGGAUGAGGGUGAGAAUGCUGUUGUGACCUGCGUGGUUGCAGGGGAUGUACCAUUCCAGCUACGUUCAGCUAGCGAAACGUCUAAUGACCGCAAGAGGAAGUACUUCCUUCAGACAACCACAGUGCUGGACUAUGAACGGAUCAAAGACUACAGGAUUGAAAUUGUAGCAGUGGACUCUGGCAACCCUGCAAUGUCCAGCACAAACUCCCUGAAGGUGCAAGUGACCGACAUGAAUGAUAACGCUCCGGUCUUCUCCCCCACCUUGUAUGAGGUCGAAUUUUAUGAAGAGAACCAGCCAGGUGACAAGGUUGUGGAGGUAACAGCCACAGAUGCAGACAGUGGGACUAAUGCAGAGUUGACAUACAGUAUAACUGGUGGAUCUGUCCCUGAGGGGCUUUUUGAAAUUAACCCUAACAACGGAGAGAUACGGGUCAUGAGCCAGUUGGACCGUGAACAGUUAGAUCACUAUCAGUUUCUAGUUGCAGCAGCUGAUAAAGGUUCACCAAGCUUGAGAGGAACAGCCACUGUAGUUCUUAAGGUGCUAGACCGAAAUGACAAUGAUCCAAAAUUUAUGCUAAACGGCUAUAGCUUUUCAGUUCAAGAGAACAUGCCACCCCUUAGUCCUGUUGGAAUGGUAACAGUCAAUGAUUAUGACGAAGGUGAGAAUGCUCGGAUUCAACUCUCUGUGGAACCAGACAAUGGCAAGUUUAUGAUUCAAAAUGGAACAAACACGAUCCUUUCAACUAUUUCGUUUGACAGGGAGAAGGAAAGCACCUACAGUUUCAGACUUAAAGCUGUAGAUGGAGGUGAUCCACCACGUUCCUCUUACGUUGGCAUUACCAUUAAUGUGCUUGAUGAGAAUGACAAUGCUCCAUAUGUCACCAGGCCCUCUAACUCCUCAUACAAGUUCUUGGAUCCUCGAACCAGCCCGGAAACACACGUAGAAAACGUUGAGGCAGAGGACUUUGACAUUGGUUCAAAUUCUGAACUGGAGUUCAGUAUCAUAGGUGGCAACCCUCACGCAUUGUUCCGCAUUUCUCCAGAAGGUGAGAUUACGUUGGCUAAGGAGUUCACAUCCAAACACAUAGGUCUGCAUCGUUUGGUGGUAAAGGUUAAAGACAAAGGCACACCACCACGCCAUACAACUGCACUGGUUCACAUCUAUGUAAAUGAAACAAUCGGAAAUGUCUCACACGUUGAAGGACUUGUUGGGCACAGUCUUUAUACACCCCUUGAGAUGGACAUUGCUGGCGAUCCCGAUUAUUCUCGAGACCUGCAUAAUAACAUGAUCUUGGGCGCGGUCUUGGGCGCCUUUUCGGUCGUCAUUCUAGUCAUUGUUGUAGCAGUGGUUAUCAGGCAUGUAGUGCUGAAGGAGAAUAAAAGUGGUUACCAGGCGGGUAAAAAAGAGACAAAAGACUUAUAUGCCCCCAAACCAGGACCUAAGAGCAACAAGAACAAAAAGGCAAAGAAAAAUAAAGCUCCAAAGCCAACCAACCCAACUGAAGAGGAUGAAGGAGGAACUCUUCAGAAAGGCUUAAAAUUCAACCUCAUGAAUGAGAGCGUCACCGAUAGCCCCAGGAUUCAUCUGCCACUCAACUACCCUCCAGGAAGCCCAGACCUGGGACGACACUAUCGGUCAAAUUCACCUCUGCCAUCCAUUCAGCUCCAACCUCAGUCACCUUCUGCCUCAAAGAAACACCAGGCAGUGCAGGAUCUGCCAGCCACCAACACCUUUGUAGGAACCGGGGAUAACAACUCGACGGGCUCAGACCAGUAUUCGGAUUACAGCUACAAGGCCAACCCUCCAAAAUACAGCACCAAGCAGCUCCCGCAUCGCCGAGUGACCUUCUCCACAGCCAAUCAGGCACAAGAUCUGCAGGAUCCCUCUCAACACAGUUACUACGACAGUGGUCUUGAAGAGUCAGAGACUCCCAGCAGUAAGAGUUCUUCAGGGCCCCGUAUCGGGCCCCUCGCCCUACCCGAAGACCACUACGAACGCACCACCCCAGACGGCAGCAUCGGAGAGAUGGAGCAUCCCGAGAAUGGUGUAUCGGAACAAGAUGAAACAGCACUAUCCUGGCAAUGGUAUUUUGGACUACGUGGAAACAUUUUGGAGACUUUUUCAUUUUUUCCCUGGACACAUUUGGGCUAUGGUGCUGUUUAUUACAAUGGACAACAGCAUAAAAGCAACCAACAACAUAGCCAUCUGUGCAGCACUGUAUAAGUGUGGUCUAAGGGGAGCAGGUGCAGUAACGGGCGUUGACCGAGAGAAGGGGGCCGGCCAAAAAAGACUGCCUUAAACAUUCUUCUUUUUCCAAAAUGUUUUUCUCCUAAGCGUACUUUUUUGCUUUUUGCUCUGCUGAAGUAGGACAGAGCUUGCCUCUUGUCAAAGAUUGCGAUAACACAUAUCUCCUCAUCUCUGAAAUAUAUAUAAAACUACCUUUUUUGUCGCACAUAAGCAAUGAGAAAACCAAAUGGACAAACUCGGGAGCGGAAAAGCAGACUGAAAAUUGUGGACGUGGGCGUCGUUUCGCUGAUGUUUGUCAACCCAACCUGCCGUUUUUAUUUUUCCUUCCCUCAUCUAUGGAUCUACUCUAACUAAUGGAUUUAGGAUAUCUUCGCUUUCGCCUCUCCUCAACUGUGCAUUUCUUCCCUUUGCUAUGAACACUUUUGUAUGGACUAGUACCUUUCCAUCUCCUCCUAUCCCUUUUGAACUCAGUCGGAGUCUUACUAACAUUGUAAUCAUCCCGGUUUGGUAGGUAUGUCUUUUCUGUCUGCCUCUUUUAAUUUUCUCUACUUUCCUGUCCACCCUCUCCUUUAUAAUUUUUUUCUCUUUGUCUCCCUCUCUGUACCACAACCUGACCCAUUCACUUCUCUAAAAAAGAAAAAUCACCAGAGUACUUAAUAGCUCCUCUUUAAAGGGCACAUAUUAUUCCCAUUUUUACAAGAUGUAAUAUAAGUCUCAGGCGUGCCUAGAAUGUCUCUGUUAAGUUUCAGCUCAAAAUACCCCACAUAUUAUUUGUCAUAGCAUGUCUAAAAUGUCCCUAUUUGGGUGGGAGCAAAAUUAUGCUGUUUUCAUAUGUGUACCUUUAAAUGCAAAUGAGCUACUGCCCUCACUUCCUAACCAAGAGACAAUAAGCGUUUUCAGUUCACAAUAGACCUGAUUCCUGUGAAUACAGUCUGAGACGAUAGUAUAUUUAGCAGCGUUAGUGCUACACCAUGCUAAAAAACACAUUUAAAAAAGCUUUUUGGGUAAAAUUAACCAGUCAGUCAGUGGCCAUGGGCGGGGCUUCAUCAGUGUGAUGUCACAUUAACAGAAUAGUCUUACUUCGAUUUAAUGGGGAUUAAAAAGGACGUAGUGGUUGGAUUUUUUAAUUGUAAGGUUGUUGUGUUCACACACUGCCAACACUAAUUUACGUCCAAACACCUUGUAAAGUGGAUUUUGGACCAUAUGUGCUCUUUAAUGCACUUUGACCUCUUAACAAACACAGUGGCAGUAUUUGUCUACCUUAACUUCUAUGAGUCAUUCUCAUAUCACUCCAUUUAAAGGAGGGUAUAUUUUAUAUAUACAUAUAAAAAAAAUGAGAUAAGACUGCAUUGCAGCCUGUAUCAAAUCAACACUUUGCACUUUUUUCAUUCUUGUAUCCCCUCCAAAAGACUUUAAGUGAAAAGAGGCAAGAUGAAAAUUAUCCUUAAAUGAGAACAUUAUCUCAUAUUUUGGCGUCUGCAGAUGCUUGAGCUCACGGACCCAAAUGAAGCUCAGUGCCAUAGAGUUUCAGUCGGUUCUUAAUUAGAUUGGGUGACUAACAGACUCCAUUUCCUGCCUCUCUCUCUCUCUCUCACCCUUUCUCUCCCUCUCUCUCUCUCUUUCUUUGUAAAAGCAUUGACCUCUUCGCCUCACACCAGUCAAUGACUGUGCCACAGUGUAACGCACAACACCAAAUACACAUUUGCUUUUGAACUGAGGAGGUGUUGAUGUGAAUAUUGUAGUCAUUGAUGUUCCCGCAUCUGUACGUGAGGAGCACGUGUAUAUAUAUGUAAGUAGCUGAUAUCAAAUGAUGUUUAUCGAAUAUAAAUAUAUGGCACAUUUACCUGACAGUAUGUCUGUAAUGUGAAGACAUAUCUUAUGAUCAAAUAUGGAAUUUUUCUUCUCUGUGUGUCUGAGACAGUGAUUACAAUAACAAUAGAGGGGAGGCUAGAUUAAUGUCAUGGGUCAUUUACUUACAUUAAGCCAGUGAUAGAGAUUCUGUCAGCUAGGCAGACAGUCUAGCAGAAAGUGCUGUUCAUGUGAAUGUACUUUGUAAUCAGCCAUUUUUAGUACAAUAAAUUGACUUAUCAACA
Paramisgurnus dabryanus is the source of this 6147-nucleotide messenger RNA. RefSeq names its product protocadherin 1b (gene pcdh1b). Gene Ontology annotation, molecular function: calcium ion binding. Gene Ontology annotation, cellular component: plasma membrane. NCBI's taxonomy places the organism in Eukaryota, Metazoa, Chordata, Actinopteri, Cypriniformes, Cobitidae. The record is from RefSeq and is a predicted model, not a curated record. Gene Ontology annotation, biological process: homophilic cell-cell adhesion.